Messenger RNA from Aspergillus pseudotamarii, 699 nucleotides. RefSeq names its product protein rot1. Gene Ontology annotation, biological process: 'de novo' protein folding. The record is from RefSeq and is a predicted model, not a curated record. The transcript has 4 exons. Bases 1 to 699 code for a protein of 232 amino acids. Gene Ontology annotation, cellular component: endoplasmic reticulum membrane; endoplasmic reticulum. Lineage: Eukaryota; Fungi; Ascomycota; Eurotiomycetes; Eurotiales; Aspergillaceae.
AUGCUUGCGGGAUACCUUUCUCUUAGUCUACUUGCUACAGCUGUGAGCGCUGCAAGUAUAUCUGACCUCGUGGGCACUUGGUCAACAAAGUCCCGCAAGGUUGUUACAGGUCCGGACUUUUAUGAUCCGAUAAAUGAUAAAUUCAUUGAACCGAACCUCACUGGUAUCUCCUACUCUUUCACAGAGGAUGGGCACUAUGAAGAGGCGUACUAUCGCGCCGUUGCCAAUCCUGUGAAUCCUUCGUGCCCUAAAGGCAUUAUGCAAUGGCAACAUGGAAAGUUCGUCUUGAACAGCGACGGAUCCCUCCAGUUGACGCCUAUUGCCUCGGAUGGUCGCCAGCUAGUUUCAGAUCCUUGUUCCUCAAAUCUAGCAACAUACACUAGAUACAAUCAGACAGAGACCUUCAAUAUUUCCAAAGAUCCUUAUCAUGGCAUUCAACGGCUGGACCUCAAGAGUUUUGAUGAUUCACCAAUGCAUCCGAUGUACCUUGUUUAUCAGCCGCCGCAGAUGCUGCCAACAGCGACCUUGAAUCCUAUGUCCGAGACGGGGAAAAGUAAACGUCAUGUCGCCCGCGAUACGGACCGGUCAACUGGAGUGAGAAACCUGAUCACGAAGGAGGAACUUACUAACCCUGACCGGUGGCUGUGGGUUGGGGUGUUCGCGACUGCUCUAGGUGGCAUCACCUUAUUUUACUCUUGA